CACACACAAACACACAAACACACACACGCUCGCGCGCGCGCACACACGUACACGCCAUCAUGUCCGAGGCCAUGCGCGAGAGCGAACAACCGGCGUGUCCUCGCGCGCAGGAAAACAACAGCAAGAAAAAGAAGAAGAAACGAAAGACAAGACAACAAAAACAAUCGCAACAUCAAAAACAGCAACAGGUGGGAGUCGAGGAGGGCCCGCGCGGCUCGGUGGACCCCCCUCAACCGGACCGGACCGGGACCGACCCGCUGCUCAGGGGAAUCUUCCAGAUCGGCAAGAAGAGCCACGACGUGGUGCUGACCGCCUCGCGCAUCACCUGGACCCCCAUCGAGCCCGACCACCCGACAGGUCAGUCCUCAGUGAAGAAGCCUCAGGAGGACUCUGUGGAGCUGAAGGACGUGUUCGCGGUGAAGGUGAAGCGCCGGCGUUCGGUGGGGCAGACGAGCGGUGGGACUCUCCUGGGCAUCACGCUCUUCACCUGCAGACCCAAAGGAGCCAAGCUGAAAGACCACGCCGUCCACCUGAACAACCUCAGCGCCGACCACUGUGAGAUCUGGUUCAAGCAGCUCAAAGAAAUCCUCAACGGUUUUCAGUCCCGACCCAAGUCUCUGAAGGUGUUUAUAAACCCCUGCAGUCAUAAGAAGGAAGCCAAUCAAAUCUACGAGGACCAGGUGGCUCCACUCUUCAAACUCGCCGAUAUAAAGACGGAUGUCACCAUAACUGAGAGAAAAGGCCACGCUCUGUCCAUCCUGAAGGACUGCAGACUGGAUGAAUAUGACGGUGUGGUGUGUGUAGGUGGAGAUGGGUCUGUAGCUGAAGUGGCUCAUGGUUUGCUGCUCCGGGCCCAGAUGGAUGCUGGGAGGGACACAGACUCCAUUUUCAUGCCUGUCCAAGCAGCACUUCCUCUGGGUGUAAUCCCAGCAGGUUCUACUGAUGCUGUGGCGUGCUCUGUCCAUGGAAUCAGGCAUCCAGUGACCGCAGCCUUACACAUCAUCAUGGGACACAGGCAGGCAGUAGAUGUGUGCAGUGUGAGCUCUAUGGGGCGGUUGCUGAGGUUCUGUUUCUCGGUGAUGUUCGGGUUUGGAAGUCGGACUCUGGCAGCAGCAGAGAAACUCACCUGGAUCCCCAACACUCAGCGCCGAGAAGUGGCCUUCAUCACCACCCUCACCAACCUAAAGCCUGAAGAGUGUGAGCUGUCCUUCAUCCCCAGCAGUGGAGGAGUGGUGGAUCAGUCAGACAGUGAAUCAGAGAGUGAGCUGAGUGAUGUUGGAGAGGGUGGGCCGUGGCAGAGGAGGCGGGGUCUGUUCCUCAACAUCAGCAUCAUGUCUAUCCCGUGUCUCUGCUCCAUCGCCCCCAGAGGCCUGGCUCCUUUCACCAGGCUCAAUAACAGUAGCAUGGCACUCGUAGCCGUGGGCAACGCUUCGAGGUCAGAGUUCAUCAAACACCUGAAGAGGUACAGCAGCACAAACAAUCAGUUCAGUUUCUCGUUUGUGGAGACGCAGUGUGUGUAUGCGGUCAGGCUGAGGCCUCGUUCACACAGCGGCUGGACCGAUGAAACCUCAGAAGAGAACGAAGAGAGUGACUCUAAAAACAGCCCGAUCAUCUCGUCUGAGGGAACGCACCCCUGGAACAUCGACGGAGAACUGCUGGAGGUUCCUGGAGAACUGCUGAUCAGAGUUCAUUCCCGAAUCCUCACGCUGUUUGGAGCUGAUGUGGAAGAGGCUGAGGAGAGACCCAUUAAAUGCAGCUGUAUUUAAAUACACACAUUAAUCGAAUGUAGUACACACACACACACACACACACACACACACACACACCUAUCAACAUAUGUUAACACUCUAAGCAAAAAAUGUUCUAUGUAGCACCAACAAAUACAGCUCUGGAGAAAAUGAAGAGAGCACUUCAUUUUCUGAAUCAGUUUCUCUGAUUUUGCUAUUUAUAGGUUUAUGUUUGAGUAAAAUGAACAUUGUUGUUUUAUUCUA
Astyanax mexicanus (Mexican tetra) is the source of this 1991-nucleotide messenger RNA. RefSeq names its product ceramide kinase-like (gene cerkl). The transcript is spliced from 13 exons. The record is from RefSeq and is a predicted model, not a curated record. Gene Ontology annotation, molecular function: kinase activity. Lineage: Eukaryota; Metazoa; Chordata; Actinopteri; Characiformes; Acestrorhamphidae. Bases 60 to 1766 code for a protein of 568 amino acids.